UAAAAAAUUUGCUUAAUAAUUUCAUUAAAAUUUAUUUUAGAUAGACAUUAUGGAUGAGUUCGAGAAAAUGGACAAUCAAAAGCAGUUACUUGCAGAACCACUUGAAGCGCUCUUACUAAAUGAAACUAAAAGUUAUAAUUUGAAUGUAGUACUUGAAUACCUUGAAAAAAAUCUUGAAGCAUUAUGUGUAGACCAACUCAAACUUAAGAAAAUGCUUGCCCACUUGCAUCUAGCUCUUCAAACAGAAAUAUACAAAACUGAUACAAUAGAUUUAAAUAGUUUUUUAUUAAAUCUGUUAAAUAAAUAUAAAAGCAAUGAAAUGUAUAUUAAAUCUUUAUUACAAAUUAUUUAUCAGAUAUUAAAAACGAUAGAAGCUGAAAACACAAAUUCUAAAAUGAUAUGCAUUAAAGAUGAUACUAUGGAUAAACUAAUCGAUUCACUUUUCACUAUAAAAAAUACCACAAUCAAAGCAAAUAUACUGACGUGUGUGCAAUUAUAUAUGAAAAUAUAUCAUUCAACUGAUAUUUUGGAUAAGAUCUGGCUUAACAUAUUCUCUAUUCCUGCACAGCAGCAGAACUUAUCUCACGUUGCUCAGAUACUUGUUCAUUUAUGCGAUGAGUUUCUGAAAAGAGAGGAUUUUUAUAGCAGCCAAGAGUUCACUGACGUUCUACAACAAUUACUUAAAUCUAAAACGCGUGAAGAACGGAAAUCAUCUUUAUAUAUUAUGAAAAAAGUAAUUAACUUAAAGUUUUACAAUGCGGACAAGUUUAUGGAUUCGAAGGAGUACCAAAUUUGGAUUACAUAUAUAACUCUAUUUGAGAAUUUGGAACAAAAUCAAUCGCAUCUUAUAUUGCCUUCACUGGAAAUAUUGCAGAAUGUUAAAUUCAGUGAUGUUUCGUGGCCAGAAUGGCUUAACAUACUCUACAUACAAACAUUAGACCAACCAAAUACUUUAGUUAUUAGAUGGAUGUUAGAGUAUAUAAUGAAACAAUAUAAAUGCAUAGAGUUGAGUGCAGAAGUGCUACUGCAUUUUCUUGAGGCUUCCAAUAAAACAAAUUUAUAUAAUAAGGAAGGUUAUUUUUUGCCAGACCCAUAUGAGUUUUUAAGUUGCGAAUGUGAAGUGUUUUUAAAUACAUUUGCUCAAAUUAACUGGAAAUGUCUACCAAUGAUCUACUGGUUAGAUGGGUUGAUACAUAUGAAAACUCGCUGGCAAGUCUCUUUUGAGGUACUUUUACAUAUUGCUGGAAAGAUACGUUGCUUACAAAACCCAUCACUACGUCUAGUAAUAAUAAAAAAAUAUAAUGAAUUGUUUAUUGAAGAUUUGAGAUCCAUGAACAUAUGCGAAUUUCUUAGAAUCACAGAAACACUAUAUAAUAUAUCUGACGGCUUUAAUUUCCACAAUUUAUUUAGCGAUAAACUACAAUGCAAUAUGCAGAAUAUAAUAAAAAAUGAAACAUUAAUAUUUACACAAAGAUUUUAUGAAAUUUACACUUUUGCCAUGCCAAAUUCCUUUGAAGCAAUGGAAGACGUGUGCAGAUAUUUCUGUGAUAAACCAAAGGAGCAUCAGAGUUGGUUACGAUUUAUGAUUGUAUUCGAUUGUUAUCAUUUAUUUAAAAAUCAUGAAAAAAUUGAUUAUAUUUAUAAAUUUUGGAAACGACAUCUAGAUUUAGAUAUAAACAUGUUGGAAAAAUUAAAUCUAGCCGAAACUAUUGCAUAUUUUCAAAAUAAACUUAUGUGGAGCAAUGAUGAAAAACAAUUUAUACGUACAAAAUCUGUAGAAUUUUUUCUGGAUUGUAAAGUAAAAAAGUUUUCAGAUAUGUACAACUUGGAUAUGAAUUCUGAGGAUUUAUUAGAAUCAGGAUCACAGAGAACACUUCUACAACUAUUGCGUUUGUUAUCCAAACACAAUGAAAGAAUACAGGAGAGAAUACUUGAUGAGUUUGUUAUUCGAAUCAAAGAUUUAGUGAAGUCGGAAAAAAGACUAAUCGAGGCGGUUGUUUACAUAUUGACAUAUAUUAAGGCUCUGUUUCCAGAGAAAUUGGAACAUUAUGCAGAGAUUAUUUUAAAUUUCGAUUUUGAAAAUAUUCAACUUCUACAGUGUAUACUAAAUUACACAAAUAACCUGAGUGAGGCAACAAUUAUUAAGGGUAUCCUAUAUGGUGAUUCAAAAACUGGAGAUGCACGUAUUGAAGAUGUAUUUUACAUCCAUAUCAAUAAUAUACCAACUCGUUCUGCCCAAAUUCGUAAACGAUAUAUACAACUAAUCAAUGAGCGUUCUUUUACAGAUAUAUUCAGUACUUUGUUAAAACAAAAUAAUAAUAUUACUUGUAAGAAACCUCGAUAUUUCGAGCAUUCAAUGGAACAUCGCUUAAAGUUAAGGAUAGCAACUACUUUGGUUUGCAAUAUGGAAAAUCCCAAUCUCAAACUUAAUUACGAUGAUCUCUGGCAGAUUUUACUUAAACAGAAUAACCAAUUGAACGUUACUUAUAUGUAUGAACUUCUAACAGCAUACUUUACACCCAACAUUCAAGUAAUAAAAAGUCAAUUAGAAAAGAUCGGAACAUAUACACCAAGUCAACAAGUGUCUGUAAUAUGUGUUACACAUACUUACUGCUUACUGCACAAAAUUUCUGAUAUUGAACAAAUUAUCAAGGAGCUACUUCCUUUAACGAUGGGAGCAAAUUUUCAAAUUCGUCUCUACUCACAAUUGGCAAUCCAUAACUUGUUAGUGGAAAUAAAAAAUAUUUCACCAUCACAGAUUGCUAUCUUAUCUGCUAUAAAGUUAACGCUCGGUAAACAAAUAGACGAGUUAUUACAAGAUGUGCGUUUAAAGCUUCAUAUUCUAGUAAAGCCUUCCCAAAUGAACUGGUAUUAUGCUGCUUCAUCUAUAAUGUAUAUUACAAAUGCAUCAUAUGAUGAGUACUGUAUCAAUGAAAUAAACCGAAACGAUCUGCUGCAAUUGCGGAUAUCGUAUUUAAAAAAGUAUACACCUACAAAACCAUGUGACAUUAUGGAAAAAAUAUCUUCAAUCGAUUUAAAUAAUAUGCAGAGAAAAAUGAAUCCUAUUGAUGAUAUAUUAACUCCAACUUCAAUUAUAUCGUAUCAGGAGUGUGUUGAAGUUGAGAUGUAUGUAGUAGCAUCUCUUAUAGAUAAAUUACCAAAUUUGGGUGGAAUUGCACGAACUUGUGAGGUUCUGGGAAUUAAGAAUCUAAUUCUCGAUAGUAAAAAACAUAUUGAACAAAAUGAUUUUAAACAUCUAAGUAUGACGGCAGAGAAAAACUUAAACAUCAUGGAAGUGAAGCCAAAUGAUUUACCAGAUUUUUUGAUUCAAAAGCAAAGUGAAGGAUAUCAUAUAGUUGGUGCGGAACAAACUGUGAACAGUGUUAGCUUCGUGAAUUUUAAAUUUCCUAAAAGAUGUGUACUGCUAUUAGGGCAUGAAAAGGAGGGUAUUCCCGGCAAUUUAUUAGGAUUUUUAGAUUACGCAGUGGAAAUACCACAAUUCGGUAUAGUGCGCUCUCUGAAUGUACAUGUCACAGGGGCGUUAUUUUUAUGGGAAUAUUGUAAACAACAUAUUGUUACAAAUCAUUUGAAAUAAUAUCAAUUCCAUUUAAAUUAUA
This is a messenger RNA of Teleopsis dalmanni, 3617 nucleotides long. RefSeq lists its product as uncharacterized. The record is from RefSeq and is a predicted model, not a curated record. Gene Ontology annotation, molecular function: RNA binding; tRNA (guanine) methyltransferase activity. The coding region runs from base 50 to 3595 and encodes 1181 amino acids. Lineage: Eukaryota; Metazoa; Arthropoda; Insecta; Diptera; Diopsidae. The transcript has 9 exons. Gene Ontology annotation, biological process: tRNA methylation.